This is a messenger RNA of Solanum stenotomum, 585 nucleotides long. Its product is annotated as dirigent protein 21-like. The transcript has a single exon. Bases 1 to 585 code for a protein of 194 amino acids. Lineage: Eukaryota; Viridiplantae; Streptophyta; Magnoliopsida; Solanales; Solanaceae. The record is from RefSeq and is a predicted model, not a curated record.
AUGGAAAAAACAAGGGUAGUUCUAUUGCUUUGCUUCAUAGUUAUUAUUAUGGUCAUGCCAAUGGCUCAAGGUGUUGAAUUAGGUCCCAAAGCUGUUGAAAAAUGGUUCAAGAAGCUUCCUCAUGCAAAGCAAAAGGUAACUAAGUUGCAUUUCUAUUUUCACGAUAUAGUUAGUGGGAAAAACCCAACUGCAGUUCAAAUAGCCCAAUCCAACAUGACUGCCAAAUCCCCAACUUCCUUUGGGUUUGUUGCAAUGAUGGACGACCCACUAACAGUUGGACCAGAGACCAACUCGAGAAUAGUGGGUCGAGCCCAAGGGAUUUAUGGUUCAGCUGAUCAAAAUGAGGGUGCCCUUCUCAUGACUCUCAACUUUGUGUUCACAACUGGCAAGUAUAAUGGUAGCACGUUGAGUGUACUUGGUAGGAACCCUGUAUUUCACCAGUAUCGUGAGAUGCCAAUUGUUGGUGGUUCUGGAGUUUUUCGGUUGGCUCAGGGAAUCGCUACCGCAAAGACUUAUUGGUUCAAUUUGACCAGUGGGGAUGCUGUUGUUGAGUAUAAUGUUAUGGUCCUGCACUACUCACAUUAA